UGGAAAAUUGUAUCGUUCGGCCAUAUAUAAGGGACUGCUAAACUUCAUGAAACAACAGUUGAGAAUCGUUCUUUGUAAUUGCUUGAAUAGAAAAAAUGAAAAAGUUUACGAUUUCGAUCCUGUGCUUGCUAUUAGUUGGACUGGUCCUAGUUCAACAUGGCACCGAGGCAACGGAUGGGAAAGACUCGGGUUACGGCGCGGAAUUUGGAGCUGUAGAAGAAUACAAUAGCGGUGAAUACGAAGGCGGAGAAUACGGAGGUGAGAAAGGACAUUUUAAAGGACGCCAUAAGGGGCACCAUCACAAGGGGCACCAUCACAAAGGGCACCAUCACAAGGGGCACCAUCACAGCGGUGGAGAAUACGGGGGUGGAGAAUACGGUGGCGGGGAAUAUGGAGGUGAAAAAGGGCACCACAAAGGUCAUCAUAAAGGUCAUCAUAAAGGGCAUCAUAAAGGUCAUCAUAAAGGGCACCACAAAGGUCAUCAUCAACAUCAUCAUCAACAUCACGGAGUUGGGGAAUACGGCGGUGGAGGCUUUGCUUACGCAUCGGCUGGUGGCUACUCAUCUCAUCCGGCGGCAUCCUAUUCUUCACAACCAGAUUUUGGUUUCGGAGGCCACGAAGGAUUCCAAGGAUCGCCAGGAUACGGUUAUCCGUCAGCUCCAAUUUUUCCAUCAUAUGGUGAUACCUUCGCAGGAGAUUAUUAUUAGUAACUAAUGGCACUAUUCAUUUCAUUCUACCACUUGAAGUGGUUCAACCUUCAUACCCUUUUGUGCAUUCCAGUUUGAUUCUGUAGAAUUGAUUUGAUAUCAUUAUAGAUUAUACACAAAGUUUCUGCGA
Molecule: messenger RNA, 837 nt
Organism: Daphnia pulex (common water flea)
Lineage: Eukaryota; Metazoa; Arthropoda; Branchiopoda; Diplostraca; Daphniidae
Product: pupal cuticle protein Edg-91-like
Exons: 6
Coding region: 96-707 (203 amino acids)
Source: RefSeq, a predicted model, not a curated record